CUUCAUGGAUUCCUUCUUUUAUGCAUGAACACACCUCUGGAAUCUGCAACUCUACCUAGUUGUAAUACUUUUGGAAAUGAAACUGAUCGUCUGGCGCUGCUGGACUUGAAGAAAAGAAUCACUCAAGAUCCUCUCCAUGUCAUGAGCUCAUGGAAUGAUUCCCUUCAUUUCUGCAAUUGGGUUGGCGUUACAUGCAACCGUUGCACCAAAAGAGUUGUGAUUUUGAAGCUGACUGCUCAAAAAUUGGCAGGCUCCUUACCAAAAUCUAUAGGAAAUCUUUCUCGCCUUACCGGAAUCGACCUGGGGAACAACAGCUUUGCUGGUGAAAUUCCUCAAGAAAUAGGUCGUCUUGGAAGGCUGCGAUCUCUCAACCUGUCUCGGAAUUCCUUUGGCGGCAAAAUUCCAAGCAACAUAUCUCACUGUACACAACUAAGUUAUGUAUCUGUUGCUGCUAACAAUCUCACCGGAGCGAUCCCAAAUUGGAUAGGAAACUUCUCUUAUCUGCAUAUUCUUUACCUUUCCAAAAACAAUUUUCGAGGAAGCAUACCAAAUGAGCUCGGGCGUCUGACACACUUGGCGGAAUUUGACAUUUCAUUGAAUAAUCUGUUUGGUAUUGUCCCUUCUUCAAUCUAUAAUAUUUCUUCCAUUACAAUUUUCGGUGUUGCUGGGAACCAGCUGCAUGGAGAGCUACCACCAAAUGUUGGCAUUAGUCUUCCCAAUCUCGAAUUUUUUGCCUGUGGUAUGAACAACUUCACAGGAGCUAUUCCUGCGAAGUGGUCAAAUUCUUCUAGACUUCAGGUGCUUGAUUGUUCUGUAAAUGGUUUGACCGGGACACUCCCUGCUGAAAAUCUUGGAAGGUUGCGUAGCUUAGUUCGGAUAAACUUCGGUGGCAAUAGACUGGGAAGUGGGAAAGCUGGUGACUUGAAUUUUCUCAGCUUCUUGGCUAAUUGUACUGUCCUAGAGGACUUGGGUCUGGACCAUAACCAUUUUGGAGGAGAAUUGCCAAGGUCCAUAGCCGACCUAUCUACCCAACUAAAAUAUCUUCUUUUGGGGGGAAAUUUUAUACAUGGAAGCAUCCCUGAAGGCAUUGGGAAUCUUACAAGCUUGGCCUUUCUUGGAAUGAGCAAGAACUAUUUCAGUGGUAGUGUCCCUGAUGCCAUUGGGAAGCUUCAAAUGUUACAGGUACUGAAUUUGUAUUUUAACAACUUUUCUGGGCCGAUACCGUCCUCCCUAGGUAACUUGACUUCAUUGAUAAAGUUACACAUCAACGUAAAUAGGUUUGAGGGAAGCAUACCUCCAAGUCUUGGGAACUGCCAAAGUCUACUCACACUUGCCGUUUCUAAUAACCGUCUAACAGGCACCAUACCUAGAGAGCUUUUUGCGAUUUCAUCCCUUUCAAUUUUUUUGGAAAUUUCUAACAAUUCUUUGACUGGUUCGUUACCAUCUGAAGUGGGUGAUUUGGUAAAUCUUGUGGAGCUGGAUGUGUCAGGAAAUAAGUUAUCAGGUGAAAUCCCAACAACUCUAGGCAGUUGUAUUAUGUUGGAGAGCCUGUAUAUGCAAGGUAAUGAAUUUGAAAGAAAAAUUCCUGAGUCUCUUAAAGGUUUAAGAAGCUUGGAAGAAAUGGAUAUUUCACACAACAACUUAUCCGGGGAGAUUCCUAAAUUUUUAGAAAAGCUCAGGUUUCUUAAGUGUCUCGAUCUUUCUUAUAAUGAUUUUGAAGGUGAAUUGCCUAAAGAAGGGAUCUUUUCAAAUGCAAGUGGUCUCUCAAUUAUUGGAAACAAUAGGGUCUGUGGUGGUCUCCCAAAAUUACUUUUACAUGCAUGCUCCAUCAAAAAGUCCAAUUCAUCAUCUCAUCGACUACUUGCCCCAAAGGUAAUCAUCCUUGUAGCUUGUGCAGUUGCAUGCAUAAUUGCUCUGUCAUGCUUCAUUGUUGCUCGUUCGAAGGUGAAAAAGUCAAGAGGUGGCCUAGUAACUUCAGAUUCUUAUAAGGGCUGGAAAUCAGUCUCUUACUUGGAACUUGUUGAGUCAACUAACGGCUUCUCUGUGGACAAUUUGAUUGGUUCCGGAAGUUUUGGUUCUGUUUUCAAAGGAGUACUUCCUAGUGAUGGGAGGGCAGUUGCUGUUAAGGUAUUAAAUCUUCAACAACGAGGAGCUUUCAGGAGUUUCAUUGAUGAAUGCAAAGCUUUAAGAAGUAUACGGCACCGUAAUCUUCUCAAGAUCAUUACUGCAUGCUCGAGCAUUGAUAAUCAGGGUAAUGACUUCAAGAGUCUAGUAUUCGAGUUCAUGGCAAAUGGAAGUCUAGACUCAUGGCUGCAUCCUAGAGAUGAUGAGCAACCUCAACAAAGUAAGAGAUUGAGCCUCAUCCAAAGACUCAAUAUUGCGACUGACGUUGCUUCUGCAUUAGAUUAUCUCCACCACAGUUGUGAAACAACCAUUGUUCAUUGUGAUCUAAAGCCAAGCAAUGUUCUUCUUGGUGAAGAUAUGGUAGCCUUUGUUGGUGACUUUGGUUUAGCAAGGUUCCUCUUGGAAGCAUCAGAUAAUUACUCCCAAAGUCAAACCAUGUCAGCUGGGCUAAGGGGUUCGAUAGGCUACAUUCCUCCAGAGUACGGCAUGGGAGGCCAAGUUUCCAUUCUGGGAGAUAUUUAUAGCUUUGGAAUACUGUUGCUAGAAAUGUUCACUGGAAAAAGACCUACAGAUGACAUGUUCAAAGAUGGUCUAAGCAUUCACCAAUUCACAGCAAUCAAAAUGCCUGACCAUGUCAUGGACAUAAUUGACCCUUCAUUGCUCAUUGAAAGAAAUGAUGCACAUGGCGAUGGAGAAAGAUACGAAAGUGAAAUACGAACAAGACGAACCACAAGCUAUCAGCAUGGCAGCCCUAUCCAAGCAACAAGAUUGGAGGAAUGUUUGGUUUCAGUGAUGCAGAUAGGGCUCUCAUGCUCUGCAAUAUCACCAACUGAGCGGGGGCAAAUGGAUGUUGUUGUCAACACACUGAAGGCAGCUAGAGACUCCUAUCUCAAUUUGAGAAGAAGAAGAGAAGAAUGAGCUAGCGAUACGCAAGAUAGAGUUAAUGAGCUGCAAGAAACUAUUUAAAUAAGGAUAUCAGAU
This is a messenger RNA of Prunus mume (Japanese apricot), 3105 nucleotides long. The record is from RefSeq and is a predicted model, not a curated record. Lineage: Eukaryota; Viridiplantae; Streptophyta; Magnoliopsida; Rosales; Rosaceae.